GGGGGACAGAGGGAGAGCGCACGAGCAGAGAGGAAGCAGGACGCACCGGAUCACAUAACAAUCACACUAACGGAUCAAUCAGUGAGGACUGCUUCUGCACGUGUGUGUGGGCGCGCGUGAGACAGACAUGGAACCAAGGUUCUCCUGAUAGAGAACCGCAGAGGAACCCAGCGGACCUGAAGGAGGACAGGCACCGGGCGCGCGGAACAUGGCCCACGUAGGCAACGGAGCGACCGCAGAGGAGGAGGACUGCUUUGAGGACGCCUACGACAGAAUACCUGCGGCCUGUCACAUGGACCUGCAGACAGCCAUCCAGGAGACUCAGUGUGCUCUCAAUCUGGUCCUCAACGACAAGUUCUCUGAAGCCCUGGAUCUCCUCAAGCCAUGGCGGAAGGACAGCAUGUACCAUGCGUUGGGUUACAGCAGCAUCCUGGUGAUGCAGGCGACGAUGACCUUUGACCAAAGAGACAUCCAGGCGGCCAUGACGACCAUCAAGGAGGCGCUCCAGACCUGUCAGAGGUUCAGGAAGAAGAACUCGGUGGUCGGCUCUCUGUCCAGUCUGAUCAGCAAGCAGUCCAACCUGCAGGAAGAGGAGAUGCACGCAGAGAUCUGCUACGCUGAGUGUCUGCUGCAGAAAGCCACGCUGACGUUUGUACAGGAUGAAAACAUGAUCAGUUUCAUCAAAGGAGGCAUAAAGAUCCGAAGCAGCUACCAAAUCUACAAGGAUUGUCAGAAUUCGCUGAAUGCCACUCAGAACCUGGGCGGCCAGUCAGAUGCGUUCAGGCAGUUUGAGGGCGGAGUCAAGCUAGGCAUCGGAUCCUUCAACCUGAUGUUGUCUCUCCUCCCUCAGAGGAUUUUGAGGUUGUUGGAGUUCAUCGGAUUCUCAGGAAACAGGAGGUUUGGUUUGUCUCAGCUGAGAGACGGAGCCUCCAGUCACAGUUUGCGGUCGAUUCUCUGCGCUCUGACUCUGCUCUUCUACAACACAUAUGUGUCACUGAUACUUGGAACCGGAGAGGGGAACCUGGUGGAGGCUGAAGCUCUGCUGGAGCCGUACCAACAGAAAUACCCCAAAGGCUCCAUCAUUCUGUUCUACUCUGCUCGUAUCCUCACGCUGAGAGGAAACUUCGAGAAGGCCCGGGCGAGGUACGAGGAGUGCAUCAGCAGCCAGCAGGAGUGGAAGCAGAUCCACCACCUGUGUUACUGGGAGCUGAUGUGGAACCACUCCUACCAGCAGGAGUGGCAGCAGGCAUACCAGUACGCCGACCUGCUGUGCAAGGAGAGCCGCUGGUCCAAGGCAAUCUAUGUGUACCAGAAGGCGGCCAUCCUCAGUAUGAUGUCAGAGGAGGAGGUGAAGAAGACGGGGGAGGACAUCAUGGAGCUCUUUAGGCAGGUGGAGGGUCUGAAACAACGCCUGGCGGGGAAGUCGAUUCCAACAGAGAAAUUCGCCGUGAGGAAGUCGAGACGCUACAAAGCUGCUAACGUCGUCCCCCUGAUCAUCCCCGCCCUGGAGAUGAUGUACGUUUGGAACGGUUUCACCAUCGUCGGGAAGAGAGCCGACAGCACCGAGGCCCUGCUGGUUACCAUAGAGACGGCUGAGGAACAGCUUCGCUGCGAUCCCAGCCCCUCAGAGUUUCAUCCAGACGACAGCUGCCUGGUCCAGAUGUUGAAGGGACUCUGUCUGAAACACCUGGGCAGAUUACUGCAGGCCGAGCUCUGCUUCACGCAGGUCCUGUCCAGUGAGAGUCGUAUCAGAUACGAUCACUACUUGAUUCCCUUCACUCUCUAUGAGUUGGGUCUGCUGUACAAACAACAGGGAGACUUCACCAAGGCCACCACAAGCAUCGAAAACGCCAAGACGAACUACAAAGACUACUCCAUGGAGAGCAGACUGCACUUCAGGAUCCACGCGGCCCUCAACAGCCUCAAAGGAUCCCCGGUUGGCACCCCAUAAUACUCAGAAACACACCUCGGACCAGUGUCGUGAAUCUGAAGUGCGUCGGGGGUUUGAUGUCCACCAAGACUCUCUCAUUCUCCAUUGCUUGCUACCUUAUAUUAUAUUUGUAUGUGUCCUUAUUUAUUAUUAUUAUAUUUUUGUUAAAUUGUGUGGACAGAUGAGAUUAUUCAAGCUUCCCGUCAAUACUAAGAUUUGAUUGCUAGAAGCCAAAUGUCAAAUUAAUCAACUCACUACAGAACUUAUCGAUGGCUCCUUUGUGAGUAAGGAGACAAGGACACACUUUGAGAGCUUGUUCAUUCAGACGCUUCAUCUUUGGAUUGCUGCAACAAAGCUGCACUUUUUGAUUUAAAAGCACUAAUUAAAUAGAGGUUUAAACUUUAAAACCACAAGGAGAACCAUGGAGACAACCUCCAGUUCUGAACAGUGAGGCUUUAAAGCUGCAUUCUCUCUAGUGUCCACCAGGGGG
This is a messenger RNA of Anarrhichthys ocellatus (wolf-eel), 2420 nucleotides long. It is a transcript of the gene ttc39b, whose product is annotated as tetratricopeptide repeat domain 39B. The coding region runs from base 209 to 1951 and encodes 580 amino acids. The record is from RefSeq and is a predicted model, not a curated record. Gene Ontology annotation, molecular function: protein binding. NCBI's taxonomy places the organism in Eukaryota, Metazoa, Chordata, Actinopteri, Perciformes, Anarhichadidae. The transcript is spliced from 19 exons.